Zychaea mexicana is the source of this 1202-nucleotide messenger RNA. Its product is annotated as ceramidase. NCBI's taxonomy places the organism in Eukaryota, Fungi, Mucoromycota, Mucoromycetes, Mucorales, Lichtheimiaceae. The coding region runs from base 79 to 915 and encodes 278 amino acids. Gene Ontology annotation, cellular component: endoplasmic reticulum membrane. The record is from RefSeq and is a predicted model, not a curated record. The transcript has 10 exons. Gene Ontology annotation, biological process: ceramide catabolic process; ceramide biosynthetic process.
GCUAUAUAUUCAGCAACGAAAGAAAAAGUUACUAGUCAAAGUGCGACGACUUCUACUGUCAUAACUGUUGCUACUAUUAUGAACACUAUGCUAGAAGAAGACUUUUACUAUUGGGGUAAACCAACGUCAACGAUCGAUUGGUGCGAAGAAAACUAUGUCAUAUCGCCUUACCUUGCCGAGUUUUUUAACACAACCACCAACUUGGUUUUUGGGUUCCUGGCUCUCUUUGGAAUUUAUAACACGAUCACCAACAACUUUAGCAAGUCGUUCGUUAUCGCACACUUGGCAGUUUUGUUUGUUGGAGUGGGCUCUUGGUUUUUUCACAUGACACUUCAAUACGAAAUGCAACUGCUCGACGAGCUUCCAAUGAUCUAUGCAGCAUCCGUCAUGGUCUGGGCAAUCUUUGAAAUCCAUCCACAGAGGCGGUAUGGUAUCUGGUUGCCCUUGUUCUUGGUUGGCUAUUCUGUAUUCGUAACCUAUUCCUACAUCAUCAUCAACAAUCCAGUCUACCAUCAAGUAUGCUAUGGUCUGCUAGUUGGCACUGUUGUCAUUCGCUCGGUUUAUGUUAGUCACAAGCUCCCUGCAGCAUACCAGGGCUAUGAAAAGUUAUGGAUGGUCCGACUUUUGUGGAUUGCCGCAUCAUGCUUCGGAGGAGCUUUUGUAGUUUGGAACAUUGACAACCAAUUCUGCACUACCUUGCGUGGCUGGAGAUCAACGGUGGGCUUACCCCUCGGUGCUAUUAGCGAGUUGCACGGCUGGUGGCAUAUUGGAACAAGUCUCGGCGUCUACUACUUUGUGGUCUAUUGCGAAUGGGUUCAUCAAGUCAUGAACGGCAAGGCACCUCGCUAUGAAAUCAGAUGGGUCGGACCUUUAUGUUAUUUGAGACCUGCCAAGGGCCAACUUAAAACAAAUUAAGCUGCCUUUUUUUUCUUUUGAGAGGACAGUUGUGUGAUGUGUAGCAUAUAUUAUUUUAUACCUACCUCGAAAAGACAAUGGAGCAGGGCCGGGGGCCAUGGACGUCAUGUUAAGGACACUAGAUUCGUACUAGCACUACUACAUUAUAGCAACUAGAAAAAGCAAUAACAAAAUGUAGUAGAGAUCAAAUACUACUAUUAUAAAAAGUUGGUUCCUGAGGAAAUUAAAAAGCAUUAUACGACGCUCCUUGCUAAUCAGAUGAUCUAGCUGUAUAAUAUGUAGCAAUA